UACACCAACAAAACCGGUUUAAUUCUAAACCGGAGGUUCUCUUCCACUCAAGGCAAUGUUUUCUACCAGUAUGGAGCCGGUUCAUAUAUGCUUUGAUGAUGCUAUGAUAACCGGAGAUGAACUCAAUGAUAUAUUGGCGUUUCUUCAAUCAGACGAGUCGGACAAUCCAAGCGAGGUGGUACCGGUUGAUGAGAAGAAGAGAAGAAGGACGAUAUCGAACCGGGAAUCGGCUAAGAGAUCGAGGUUGAAGAAGAAGAAACGUUUUGAAGAGUUGACAGAAGAAGUGAACAGGCUGAACCUAAGGAAUCAGGAGCUUAAAAACCGGUUAGCUAAUGUGGUUAGUUGUGGUAAUGAAAUAUCUAAUGAAAAUAACCGGUUAAAAACCGAAUCGGUUUGCCUAGAAAUUAGGCUUUUAGAGUUGUACCGGUUUUUAGUGGCUAUUCAAUCGCCAAUCUCAACGACAGUAACUUAUAUCACAGAGCUUGAGAUUUAAGUUUGGGAUAACAAAUAAAACAAGAAACGAUGCCAAGUAACUUUUUGAGCAUUUUUGUAAAGGUCAAACGAUUUUAAUCAAGA
Molecule: messenger RNA, 576 nt
Organism: Capsella rubella
Lineage: Eukaryota; Viridiplantae; Streptophyta; Magnoliopsida; Brassicales; Brassicaceae
Product: basic leucine zipper 4
Exons: 1
Coding region: 56-493 (145 amino acids)
Biological process (GO): positive regulation of DNA-templated transcription
Cellular component (GO): nucleus
Molecular function (GO): DNA-binding transcription factor activity; transcription cis-regulatory region binding
Source: RefSeq, a predicted model, not a curated record